ACUCUGUGGUGUAAAGGUUGUAAACACAGAACACAACAUAACCUCUAUUUUCGUCGAAUCUUGUGGUCUAUUUUGAAGUUAAAAUAUCAUAAAACAUGAUUUUAAAUUAAUAUCCUUAAGUUGUUUCUUUACUGAGAAGCUACGGAUUAAUUUACCGUACACUGCUACUUAAUUUUUGAUAGAAAAAUGUCACAUCAGAUGGGAAGAGUUGUUUCGGCAAUUUUGGAAAGACAUUUUGGUGAAAUUGUGCAGAAAGUGGGUGAUGACUUAUUUAGUUAUGGCGGUAGGCCCAUCGGCAUGCUUGUGAGGCAUACAGGACUUCCUCGAAACCAGGUUGUGGACAGUCUUCGCACACUACUCAAAUUUGACUUGGCAACAUUUGAACCAUACAAUGAAGUGGUUGUAGACUACAAGCUGCUACCUGAAAAUGUUCUCCUAAUGAUUAGAUAUCCCAGAUACCUGCUACAAAUGAAGAGCAAGUAUGGGAGUGAGGCAGAGAUGCUGGUUGAGGAGUUGCUGCAGCAAGCCACCUGCACAGCCACUACUCUACUCUUCAAUAUAGCUACAAAGUUCAAGGAUGAUAAGGAAAAAAGCAUAACAAUAUUAGGUCUAAAGGAUAUGUUCAUAAGUUUGGUGACUGCGGGCUACAUUCAGCAAGCUCCAGUAGCUGAGCUGAAGGAAGGUAGUGAGAUCCCCACUCUGAUACCUGUCGCCACCAUCGUACCAGAUCUGGACAGCAGAGCUUUGUUGCAAGCCAUGAAUAAUGGACACAUUAAUGAUAUUAAAGAUAAUAUUUAUUGGAGAGUGAACUAUGACAGAUUCCACCUUGACUUCAGAGACGAGAUCAUGAUCAAAGCUAUCACAAGAAGAAUUGAUGAAAAUGCCGGAGAAUUGAUGAGAUUUUUACUAGAGAAGAUGUACCUAACGUCAGCUCCGUGGGCGCCGGAGUCGAGUCCUCUAUGCGCCGUGGAGCUCCGCGAGAGGUGCAGGAGCGCCGCCACUGACAAACCACUGCUGCACCAGUUCGUAGACCAGUAUCUUAAAGUAUUAGAGGAGAAUGGCGGUGGCUUCGUCCGUCGCGUGGGCGACGCGGGCAGCGGUCAGUUCGCGGUCCGCUCGCGGCACGCCGCGCUGCAGCUCGUCCUGUGCGCGCUCGAGCACUGCGUCACCGAGAGACUCGGCUCCAAGGCCGCGCGGAUAUUUAGAUCUAGUAAUCUGGAACGCCUCAUAGUGACUGGUAAAGUAGAAGGAAAGACACUGAGAGGCCGUCCCAUACGGUGGUCUAACCAUAUAUCUAAGGAGCUGGAGAAACCCAUGAAUGUUGCAAUGCACGAAGCAACGGAACAUGAUGAGUUAAUAUACACUAAGAAGUACAUAGAAGAGGAUGACAUACAGAAGAAUGCUAUGUUGGUGAACAAGGAAUGCAAGCAGCUCACAUACAAACUGAUGGAGGAACACUUCAUUAGUGUACAGCCAAUGAGAAAACCAGCUUCAGCAGGCGGUCUGGCGAAAGCGAUAUAUUUAUACCAUGUCAAAUUACACAAUGUGGCGUAUACAGGCUUGGAGAUGUGUUACCGUUCCCUGCACAACGUACUCCGUCGCGCCGCCCACGAGCGCAGUGCGCAUGCGCGGCUGGUGGACAAGCAGCGCCGCGUGCGCACCAUAGUGCACGGCAUGCGACUGCGCGGGGAGCCGCAGCGGAAUAUUGAUGAUGUGGAAGAAACUUUAACACCCCCUGAGCUGGCCGUACUACAGGGUGUUGAAAAGAGGUUGAAACAGCUGAGCACAGCGGAAUUAGAGUUAGAUAGAAAUCUCUUUAUAUUCAAAUGGUAUUUUAUGUAUCCAUACGUUGAAUAAUUUUAUAGUUAUCUCAGCCAAAGACUGCUAAAUAUAUCUAUCAAUUCAUAAAUUAUAAUGGCUGCUUAUGUCUUGACGACUGCUUUUUUGUAGAGGGAAGACUAUACUUGUUAAAAGUGGUUCAUUUCUGUUUUAUGAUUUUUGUAUUUUUCUUUGGUUAAUGUGAUUUGCUUGGUAUUCUAGAA
Spodoptera littoralis (African cotton leafworm) is the source of this 2042-nucleotide messenger RNA. Lineage: Eukaryota; Metazoa; Arthropoda; Insecta; Lepidoptera; Noctuidae. The record is from the annotation of a GenBank genome assembly.